AGGGGGGCCUGGUGCACCCCUCGCGUCUGGAGAACGCGCGUCGGGGCGGACAGCAGCUGUUUCCGUGCCGCCGACAGCUGGCCGCUCGGCCGACCGGAAGAGUGUGCGCGCUGCCUGCCUGCCGUGUAGCCUGCCGCCGCUACUCACCGCCGCUGCUCCGAGCACGGGGGGCCCAGGCCUCCGGCCACAUAAGGUCUUCAGCUAACGGCCGGGAGGCGCACAGCGUUGAAAAGUACACGCGGCCAUCGUUUAGAGCGCCGCUGUUACGACGCGUCGUGCAUCUGUGGCGGUUGGGCUGCUGUGCUGUGUCGGACUACAGCGGCGGCGCGUCCUCUAGCACCUUAGUGCGCGACUUCGGUGUUCCUGUGGCGAGCGGUCGGCACGGGAGCGUUCGCCCAUCGGAGCUCGCGGCUUUCGCCGCGCCCCAUCUUGGGUGCAGCUCAAACAGUUCCCGCCGUGGUUUUGUGCAGGCUUCCAAGAUGACAUUGCCGCUGUGCCUAGCUGCGGCAGUGCCCCCGCCGCGCCUGCUCCUGUGCUGCGAGGGCCGGCUAGGCCGAGUGGUGCCGUGGCCACAGCAGCAUGGCCCUGCCUGCCCAGCCAAGUCCCUGAGGCUCGCUCCCAGUGCGCUCUGGAGGAGACAGCAGCGCAGGCACCGACACCACCACAGGAGUGCCACCAUGGGGCAGAAGGUCACUACCGGCCUCAAGGUGGUUCAGCCAAUGGAGGAAGAGAGCCUGGUGGGUCAGCCGUCAGUUGCCCACCCAAGCCGGCCUGGCUGGAUCCAUGAGGUCCGGGAGCCUCAAAGGCCAUUGCGACUCGAACUGCUACUGGACAUGCCACCAGCUAGUCCAGAGCUACAGUGCCGGCACGCCUGGAACCCCGAGGAUCGGUCACUAAACAUUUUCGUCAAGGAAGAUGAUCGACUCACCUUCCAUCGGCAUCCUGUUGCCCAGAGCACAGACUGCAUUCGUGGCAAGGUGGGCUAUACACGAGGGCUGCAUGUGUGGGAAGUUCGUUGGAGCACGCGGCAGCGGGGAACACAUGCUGUGGUGGGCGUAGCCACACGGGACGCCCCACUUCACUCGGUUGGCUACCAGUCCUUGGUGGGUAGCAACCGUGAGUCCUGGGGAUGGGACCUGGGUCGUAACAAGCUCUACCAUGAUGUUAAGAACAACCCUGCUGUCACCUACCCCGGUGAUUGCCGUCCAGCUGAUGAGAUAUUCUUGGUACCGGAUGCAUUCUUGGUUGUUCUGGACAUGGACGAAGGCACAUUGGCCUUUGUGGUUGAAGGCCGAUACCUGGGCGUGGCAUUUCGAGGCCUGCGAGGGAAAAAGCUCUACCCUGUAGUCAGUGCUGUCUGGGGCCACUGUGAGAUCACCAUGAAGUACAUCGGUGGACUCGAUCCGGAGCCGCUUCCCCUCAAGGAUAUCUGCCGGCGGGUGAUACGGCAGCGUGUCGGCAAGACCCGUUUAUCGCGGGUGCAUGAACUGAACCUUCCAACAGCUCUCAAGGCAUACUUGCUGUAUCAGGACCGGACCAGUUAAUGACCGCCAGCCCUGUGCCACGCGGGCUGCCUAGAGUCCAACUGCCGAGCCCAAGCCUCACGCCUGUCUCACAUCACGGGUCUGCCUCAGGAGCCCUCCUUAUGAGCAAUGCACAGGGUGGAUUUGUGCCAUAUUUACACUGAUGUAAGGCAGGUGCAUUGCCCCUUUUACUACAUUGCUUGCUUGAAAAAACUGACAGUCCGCAUUUCUGACGUUACAAUAAGUGGUGAGAUAAGAAUCAUGCAUUACUCUUGCUGUGCUUACUGGCUGACCUCAUUGCUUUUAAAAUAGUUUGUCUGCAAAGAAAGCUUUUUAGUUAUUUGUAUAUUUAAAGUUUACUCUAAUCAUCAUUCUGGUCGCCCGACAAAAUUCUGGUAGCUACCACUCAGAUUUUCUGAUCAGCAUACUAGAGAAGAUUCCAGAAAGUGUCCAAAGGAUUAGCAUCAUUCUGGUCUCUUUAAAGAGGGUUCAAGCUGAAGCUAGGCCUCGUGGGAAUUGCUGAAAUUAAGUGCUCUUUUCAACACACACAAAGAGGAAUUUUGAUAACAUACCAUUUUAAGCGAUUUCGCAGUUUCACGAACAUUACUAUGUGCUUCCGCUUUGAAGAUCUGUUCAUGCGCCUUAGUAACAAAUUCCUCCUCUUGUUGUUUUUGCAUUCCAUUCCUUAAAGUUUGAGGAUCACUUGAAGCUGUUUGAGUUGGGACAGGCAGUUGCUUGGUGCUUCAUAAAGAGCAAGCAGUGAUUUAAUUCGUGCCAAGCAUGACAUUUGAGGCAUCUCUAAGAGAGCUUGUGGGAUGCUGAAUUGUAAAUAAAUUAAAAUAUAUCUAUGUAUGCCAUUAUUUAUUUAGUAUACUGUUUUCAUAUUUACUUUUUUGAAACACCAAUUUGCUGCAGUGUAAUGUAGACUGUCUUUUUUCUUAUCCAAGUUGUUCUACCUUGAUUUUUAAAUUCCGCUGUUUAAUGUCCUUCAAUUACUUGUUUAGUGACUAUUCCUGCCUUAUAUUUGGAUAAAUAUGGUAACUGGCACAUGUAAAAUGCACCUUGCAGAUGGUUGGCGCAUGUUGUUUCAGUUAUUGUUCACAAAUGCUGCAUGAUUAUGAUGUUCAUUUGUGGCAUCUUUCUUGGCAGACUCGCAGAGCACUGCAAUGUGCAUGAUGUAGUAUUUUAUUUGCAGUUGCUUAGAAUUGCGAUCUCACUAAACAUCAUUAUGGUAUUGAUCGUUACAUUAGAUGAUAUACGAUUCUAUAUAAAAUAUUGCACUGUGUGUUCACCAAAGUAUAAUUGUGCUUCAGUGCAGUCAUGUGAGUGGCUGGCGACAUUUAGUGACAAGUAGUAUUAUUGCGCAUUGUAGUGAGCUGCAAGUCAGCGUUUUAAACGAGGUGAUAGGCAAAUUAUCUGCCAUAUUCUGUUUGAUGCAUUGCUGCUGUUGCACCUGUUACGAAUCCACCCUGUGGUACAAGUUCAGUAUGUCAAAGUAGUUUAUUAUGUGAAGUAUUGAACUGUCACGGUAGAGAGUACAUUCUGUAAUAGUGGGAAUUGGCGGAUGGGACAUUGCAGAGUUUUGGCACCUUUUGUUGCUGAGGAAUGCGUGAAUUGUUUGGGACGUGGCUCUGUGGCACUUAAAGGCAUUUGUGCAGCAUGCUGUGACAUUGCAAAUAAUCUUGGCACCUGUCGCAUUGCUGCUGGUUUUUUUUUUCCCCGAGUGCGUGGGCAUAGCUUAGUCACACCUGCCGGUGCAAUGUUUUGCGCACAGUUUCGUCGCCUCUUUCAUGGGCUUUGCUCGGAGCCAUUCUGCUGUGAACACUCUGAGGGACACCAAUUGUAGGCCCUGUAGACCAACCGCACCAAUGAAGAGUGCAUCUGUUUCGGCGACCACUUUCUUCGUGAGAAAAACAAGUGGGUUAUUUUUGUGUUUGCGACACUUCAUGUGUGGCUGGACAUUUCUGACCACGGACCGGACCAUGGUUUGUUCAGUGUACAUAGAUGCUGAGUAUUUGGCUGUAAUGGGCUGGCCGAAGUUUGCAAAAGGAGUGCUUGGACAGGACGUUUACAGGCAUCGGGCAGCAACAUCUUCGGCUGGAGUCACGUGCGGAGUGAGCUGCUGCUAAGGCUUGUCCUGCAGUGAAUAGGGAAGGCUGCUGUGAACCGUAGCGAAACUUUUCGCUUGGGCAGGUUGCUUUCUCAAGAGACUGCAGAACUGUCCAAUUACUGCUGAUCUAAUAUGUUACCACGUGUGCAGUGCGACAUGUAGAAAUGGCUUUUGUUACUGGCAACUUGCAAUAUAAAAUUUUUCAAUGGAACAGUGUGAUGCAGAGAAACCAGUUAAGACUUGCCUGUGCAGUGGCUGUUGCUGUAAUCAGUGUUGCCAGUGGAAGCAGCAGCUGACAUGUGCUUUUGCUUAUCCACUUGCUGCUUUUCUCUCUCAAGCAUCAGUUCGCAUCGAGCUGGAUGCAAUAAGUGUGCUGCAUAGUGCCUCCCAGCAAUAUAGUGCCGUUUCAGUAAAGUCCGUUGCGAAUUCCACUGAAGGUUAGGCAGAUGCAUCCAUUUUCUAUAUCAGAAGCAACACCCAAGAUUAGCUUUUAUUUUUUUUUGUUCAUAUCAGUAUUUUCUGGCCAGAAUGAGCGUUUCGCAAUGGUGAGCACAUUUUUGUUCAGGUGAAUGCCAUUAGGUGAUCAGAUGAUCUGAAUGUGGUAGUGUGGUGCAGGACAUUUUAUCUCUUCGUGUUAUUGCCGUGGAAAUUCACGGGGCUAGCAGUAUGUGUGUCUGCACUCCGGUGUGGUGAGCACGUUUAGGAGUGGUUGAGUGGUUAAUGCAGUCAUUGUGUAAAUCCUGCAGUUCUGUUCACUUGCUCGCCAUUGCUCCUUGUCUAGGUUGCAACUGUUUAGGUUAAUGAAUUCGACAAAUAUUGCACAUCUGAACAGAGUAUCUUACGUUUGCAGCCAGAAAGCAGAAGAGAUUGCAGUUCUUUCUGUUCAUUGGUGCCUGAUUGGUGCUUGUAUUUAUUGUCGUCCCUGUGUUAAUAGAGAGUGUUUAGGGUUGUCAUGCCAUGGCAUUCGCAGUAAUUUGAAUUUAACCAGAAUAUUAUGUUCCGAUGAGCAACUAUUGAGUUUGUGGGGCCUUUCUUUUUGUUUCUCACUUCAGCAAAGAAUAGUUCUGAGGAACAUCUUGCCAAUGUAUAUUUAGCUUUGUAAAUUGAAAACACAUUGCUGUGUUUGCUGAAGUAUCCUUGUAAUAUAAAUUUCAGGGCCAUCUCUCUGCAUUGAUAUGGCGCAAGACUUUUUAUUUAUUUCAGAAUGUCUGUGCACUCUUUGAUGCUACAAUCUUCUGCUACAUUUUUGAACUGGUUACUUGGGAAGUGAACAAAAAAAAAAGAAGAGCUGGAAUGUUGGCGUCAGCUGGCGGUGAUGGGCCUGUGCAUGUGGAAGUUUUUAGCUGCGAUAUCUGAGCCUUGUGGCAAACCAGAUUACUUCCAUGCCAGUGGUAUUUAGCAUAUCUCACGAAAGAAGCCACAGAUGCACAAGCCAAGCUACUUUUGGCUGAAUCAUGAAUUUGUGGCUAGGUUUAUUCUGAACGAACUAUGUACAUGCAGAUUUAGGUUACUUCAUGGAAAUUUGUCAACAGGCUUUUCAGAAGAACCUUUGGCAUAGCGUGAUAAAUUUAACUUAUUGCAUAUGUUGGCAAAAGCUCACCAGAAGGAGGCAGUGGCAUGCAUCAGAGCAUUACAAAUUUGCUGACUAUUCAUGGAUGCUGUGAGAUGGGAGAGAGCCAUUGCAAGCCUCUUGCACUUUGUUGCAGGAGCAGUGUUUGCUGUAGGGUUUCAGAUCUUUGCUACCACUACCUUGCAAAAGAUGCUUCAAAGGCCACAGCUUUUAACCGGGAGGAAUCAGCUGAAUGUUCAGUCGCUGUGGACGCUACGGAAUUUUGUGCCGAGUUAAUGUAUAUUGUCGAUUAUAAAUCAACUCCGAUUAUAAGUCUACCCCCAACUUGAAACCCCUUCUAGGAAAAAAAACAAAAAAAAAAACAGCGACACAAAUUGCACACACCACUGUUUGCAAGCAAAGUGAUAUGCAGAAAUGGCGAACAGGCAUGCAAAGAGUGCAAAAACUUGCAAAGACACUUGUGGGUGCAUGUGACCGGUCACGUGGUUUAGUUCCCCGCGAAGUGUUGUCAGCCCACAUGGCACUGCCAGCUUUUCCUUGGAGCACCCACGGUUUGUCAACAAAGCAUUUCUAUCUAUCGUAUGAAAACAAAACUUUAAGGCGUAUCUCAAGAUAAAUUCCUCUUUUUUUUAAGCAGCCCGCUUUCACACAGUGUCUGAUAGCUAUUGCGGAAUUAUGCGUGCAUGGCGUGCGAUAUUACCUGCAGCUCGAUCAAAACUACUUUCUACUCCAUAGAUAAGUCGACUUUAUGAUUCCGCGUAUAGGGCAACUCCGAUUAUAGGUCGACCCUUGAACUUUGGAAGGUCAUUUCAUGAAAAGAACAUAGACUUAUAACUGGCAGUAUACGGUAGCUUUGUGCUUGGAUAUUGAUGUAUGGCCAAAGAAAGCUGUAGCAAAGCAUCUGUUCGUGCUCACUGGCUACAGGGAAACUAUUCAGGCGCACUGGCGUAGAAACUAUUCACUGGACAUGCGUAGCAUUAUCUUUUUUUUUUAAAGUGUACUGACAACAAAUUCUUGUCUUGUUUUUAUUACUUCAUUGAAUAGCUUUCGACCCUGUAAUUACCGAAUGGAGCCUCAAUUUCCCAUGAGCGCAACAAAUGAUUUACAUUGUCUUUGAAUACGACCAUUUCAAGAUGCCCACGCAGAGCAGCAUGGCUUUGAAUGUCGAAAAAGAGGUUCUUUACGUCACUGAAACCUGUUGUGGCGGCCUCAUGGUACCAAAUACUAUUGACACGUACGCACACACACUUUGCUGCCAAGAGCUAGAGUCCAUUCAGUAAUGAUGGGACAAAAGUAGAGAGGGCCAUUUCCAAGAGAAGCACACAAUUGGAAGGGCCAGUGUGGUACCUUUUGGUGACGGGAUCAUUGUAUGGCUUCCAACCACCAGACCUUGUCACCUCCGCUUUUGGUGGUGGGACAAGCCACAAUUUGAACAUCCGAAACUGCACUUGUGUGAUUUGGAUGGGUUGUACGAGAGGUGCUGUAAUUAUUCAUUUGUGUUGCUCUCAAGGAAUUGAGUCUUCGUACCAUAACUGUGGAGUUGACAGCUACCUAAAAGGGGCAAGAAAAGCUUGACACAAAAUUUUCUUGUCGGUACUCCUUGAAGUUCUCUCAUUACCAAGUGUGAAAGCUUCUAUUGUUCAGUGUGACAAUCUUCAUGUCAAGAAAACAGUUGUGCAAGUUGUGUGGCUUUCACCCUGCUUGCAGCCAGCAAAUGUAACAAAAUUACAUUUGUUGCCAAUUUAUGAUGCCAUAUCGUUAUUCAGUUGGUGCUUUGCUACGAGGACUUCCGGACAUACAUAAACUAGCCUUACAGGGCACCUAAAUAUUUCAUUUCUUCAUUGCUGCAGUUACAGUGGUACCAAAGCACAAGUGUCUUUUUGUUUUGCAUGAGUUCAGUAAAAAAGACAGUUGAAAAGUCUGUCCAUUUUCUUGUUGGUAGCACUUGAUGGGCUAAAUUAGGUGCAGGCCGCUGUUACAUUCGCUCUUGUCCGGGUAGGAAAAAUUCAUAGUUCAUUCACAAGUGUCAAAUUAAAGUCUGAAUCGGAGUUUUGUGUUUGGUGUAAAAGACUAGUGUAACGCGAGCUGUUCGCAAGUCUACUGGCAUGGUAGUUUACCACUGAUUAGUCACUCUGCCCACUAGCAGGACUGUCACUGUUAAGCUGAGGCUUUCAAGAACAUCUGUUAGCACUCCCCAAGUUGCAUAUCGUACCACUGGAAAGGUUUCUUCACCAUCUGACGACUUUCCAGGCCUAGCAUGGGUCUUGCCCAACACUUCGUACUGUGUUCGCAAAAAAAAGUGCAGUUUCGCUUUUCGACCAUGCUGCGUUGAUCAUCUGAAUGGAAGGCCGCCUUCCCAUGUGGGCUGCCAUGGACAGCUGUCACCUUCAAUGCUGGAUGUCUGUGUCAGUGUUGUGGUGUAGAUGCCUCGUGAUUUCGUGUAUUAGCGAAUAAAACGCCGAGGUUUGUAUGUG
This is a messenger RNA of Dermacentor andersoni, 7677 nucleotides long. RefSeq names its product splA/ryanodine receptor domain and SOCS box containing gustavus (gene gus). Gene Ontology annotation, biological process: intracellular signal transduction; proteasome-mediated ubiquitin-dependent protein catabolic process. Gene Ontology annotation, cellular component: SCF ubiquitin ligase complex. Gene Ontology annotation, molecular function: protein binding. The record is from RefSeq and is a predicted model, not a curated record. NCBI's taxonomy places the organism in Eukaryota, Metazoa, Arthropoda, Arachnida, Ixodida, Ixodidae.